Molecule: messenger RNA, 5714 nt
Organism: Notolabrus celidotus (New Zealand spotty)
Lineage: Eukaryota; Metazoa; Chordata; Actinopteri; Labriformes; Labridae
Product: phosphatidylinositol-binding clathrin assembly protein-like
Exons: 18
Coding region: 768-2456 (562 amino acids)
Biological process (GO): synaptic vesicle budding from presynaptic endocytic zone membrane; clathrin-dependent endocytosis; clathrin coat assembly
Cellular component (GO): synaptic vesicle; clathrin-coated vesicle; clathrin-coated pit
Molecular function (GO): 1-phosphatidylinositol binding; phosphatidylinositol-4,5-bisphosphate binding; SNARE binding
Source: RefSeq, a predicted model, not a curated record
AUUUGCAGCCAGCGCGGGGAGCUGUGAGGAUCAGAGAGGUGUGCGCUGUCGGAUCUGUGCUCACAGUCAGAGGAGAGACCGGCCGAAGAAGAGAAGGGAAAGGGAAAAGGACAAUGCUGUGUGUUUUUUUUUUGUACCGCCUUUGAAAUAAUGACUCUUGGAUGGGAGGAGGAUGCUGCAUAGAUUUGAAGAUAAUCACAGGCAGUCUUUCGAUUUCGGAUUCAGCGCGCGUUCUGGCUCAUCCUGCUUUGGGAGCGUCUAAUUCAGGGAUUUAAUAACUGUACAUUGUGUGACAUUCUUCUAACCAGGCUGCUUUUUAAUGCUCUGAUUACACAGUCAUUAUUUUUUCAUACAGAAUCAUUUGGUGUUCUUGCAGCUGGCUCAUCCGGAUGCCUCCGCCUGAAUAUUAAAUAGUUCCCUGAGAAGCUUUCUGUUGGAUUUGGCCGCCGCAUGAAUUCUCCCACUGGAUUCUCACCGGUGUUCUCUGCUGUCCUCCUCCUCCACCACCACCACCACCACCACCUCCUCCUCCUCCUCCUCUUGCUCCUGCUCAGACGGCCGAUUCUCUCAGAGGGCACUACCCUCCUCCUCCUCCUCCUCCUCUUCCUCCUCCUCCUCCUCCUCCCAGCCGCUAAAGACAUUUUGAUCGUCCACCUCCCCGGUUUCCCCCAACCGGACUCGGCCAUCAGUCCACCUUCCUUCUCCACUACCACCACCACCACCACCACCUCCUCCUCCACCUCCUCCUCCUCUUCCUCCUCAGUAACAUGUCGGGACAGUCUUUGACGGACCGGAUCGCCGCCGCGCAGCACAGCAUGACCGGGUCUGCCAUCAGCAAAGCCGUCUGCAAGGCCACGACGCACGAAGUCAGCGGACCCAAGAAGAAGCACCUUGACUACCUGAUCCACUGCACCAAUGAGCUGAACGUCAGCAUCCCCCACCUGGCAGACACGCUGCUGGAGCGCACAGCGAGUAACAGCUGGAUAGUGGUUUUCAAAGCGCUCAUCACCACACACCACCUCAUGAUGUACGGCAACGAGAGAUUGAUGCAGUACCUUGCCUCCAGAAACACGCUCUUCAACCUCAACAACUUUCUAGAUAAGGCUGCACUACAAGGUUACAACAUGUCAACUUUCAUCAGACGCUACAGCCGCUACCUGAAUGAAAAAGCCAUGUCCUACAGACUAGCAGCGGUGGACUUCACCAAGAUGAAGAGAGGGGCUGAGGGUGUGAUGCGCACCAUGAACACAGAGAAGCUGAUUAAGACUCUGCCCACCAUCCAGAACCAGCUUGACGCACUGCUGGAUUUCCAGCCGAACUCCAACGAGCUGACCAACGGAGUGAUCAACACAGCUUUCAUGUUGCUGUUCAAAGACUCCAUACGGCUGUUUGCUGCCUACAACGAAGGAGUGAUCAACAUGCUGGAGAAAUACUUUGACAUGAAGAAGAACCAGUGCAAAGAGGCUCUGGAGAUCUACAAGACCUUCCUCAACAGGAUGACCAAACUGUCAGAGUUUCUCAAAGUUGCAGAGGCUCCCAGCUCUCUCCUGGAGGCUCUGGAGCAGCAUUUAGCCUCUCUGGAGGGCAGGAAGCUCAAGGACCUCUCAGCUGCCAGCAGAUCCAGCACCUUGUCCAGUGCAGUGUCCUCUCUCUCCAGCACGGGGAUCUCUCUCAGCCGCAUGGACGACAAGACAGAUGACAACAGACUGCAGCAACACAAGGAGGAUGGUCAUAAGGUGAUAGACAUUCAAACACCCAAUGCGUCACCCAGCACCCAAUCAGUGGGUAGUGCCAACAGCAGUGGAGGAGCCCCAGAUCUCUUCUCCAACUCACCAAUCGUACCUGUCAACAACCAUGUGCCAAACCUGACCAGUGAGCUGUUCACCCUGCAGCCCAGCUUCACCCCCAUCCAGACCACACACACUGUGCCCAACAAUAACAAUGCCUGGGGAGGUGACCUGCUAAAGCCAGCCCCACCUACUCAGAUCCACAGCCCUGGAGCCCAUUUACACUCUGGGAAAAUGCUGCCCAAUGAUUUGGAUUCUUCAUUAGCCAACCUGGUUGGCAACCUUCAGUUUGGAGGAACGCCAGCGAAAAAGCCGGAGCUCCAGUGGAGUCAGCUAGUAGAAAAGAAGCCCACAGGAGGCGGCGGCUGGCAGUCGAAGACCAUGUGCACCAGCACCAACUGGACUCACACCACCCAUCCCAUGGCACCUGCACCCAUGCCCGUCCCGCAGAUGAAUGGGAUGAUCUAUACCGGCUAUGCUCCAGCUCCAGUGGCUUUUCCUAUGACGACACCUCAAGUGCCUGUGUAUGGAAUGCUCCCUCCUCAGAUGAGUCAUCAGAUGGGAGGCGUUCCCAUGAUGCCCCCGCAGCCUGUCAUGUACAACCAGCCUGUCCUGAGACCUACCAAUCCCUUUGGACACAUCCCGGGGGCACAGAUGCACUUCAUGUAGGGAUGAUGUGGUAACCAUGGCAGCAAAGCCGCGAGAGGAAAGAGAGAGGAAGAGAAAGAAAAUAAAUCCAGAACCAAAUCCAGCGCCGGAGAAAGAAAGAAGAGGACAGAGAGGGAAAAAAAAAGGGAGGGGAGAGGAAGAAGGAGAGAGGACCAGAGGAGGGAUGAAAGAAGAAAUGCUGAUGUCUAUUUCCAUGUCGCCUCACCCUCUAAUCUCCUCUCCUCUCUCUCCACGCGGCUACUGAUCACUCAAGUCUCAGAAUCUGUAAUGCCAGGGCACAAGAGGCUCCGCGUUCCACUCACCCUCUAUGUUUGAUUUUGCCGAUUCAAACGGCGUUUACGACCUGAGAUGACGUUAUGAAGGCUAACAGCUCAACGAGAGUGCAGAUUCUCACUUUCUGACCUCAUCCCUGAUAAUUCCCCGUAUUAAAGAAACUACCCCCACAUUCCUCUCCAUCCCACGACUGAUUCAAAACUCGGGAGACCGCGCGUUUUCUUUCUCUGAUCGGAUUGUUUGCUGGCACUUUACUCAAUGUGAACUUUGCCAAGGGUGUGUUUGUGUAGGUGAUUUCAGCAUCUUCUUCAGAUUGGUUCACCUCGUGUGUCAUCUAUCACCUGAUGUCAGAAGUUAUUAACUUGACUCUGUGUGUGUGUGUGUGUGUGUGUGCGUGUGUGUGUGUUGGUCCCUUUUUCUACAUUUCAACAUGCUACAUCAACGUUACUGUUUGAGUCUUUUUAUGAGCUCUGUUUGUUCUUAAUUGCCAACUUUACAUCAUGGAUCUGGCGUGGUGUGAUUGUGUGUGUGUGUGUGUGUGUGUGUGGAUGGAUGUGGGUGUCUCGAGUCUGUCCUGUAUGUGUGUCUUCUUUGGUACCUGAUGUUAUCACUGUGUUGCCAGGUACCAUCGUGUUACUGCACUGGAAAUAACUGAUGAAAGCACUGAGCCAGACCCAGGCAUCGCAUUUGGAUGUAACCAAACCUCUUAUGCUACUUUGCUACUUGGGGAUGUGCUGUACACACUUUGUUUUUGUUUCUCUGUUUCGCUCCUCCACAGCUGUGCAAUAUCAUGCAAUCUCAUUAAUGUCUCUUAGCACCCGUGUGUGGGCUGUUUCCUGCUAUACUGAUGUACUAAUUACGUGUCCACAUCAGGUUUCUGUACAGAAUGCUGUUUUGUUUAUUUUGAUCCUGUUCUGUUGAACCUGUACUGCUCUAAAAGUAGUGACAAAUGCACUGAGAGCCAGAUAGAGAGGUGACCAAAAAUGGUCAACCUUCAUGAUGUCCUCCCAAUCUUGGGCAUUCGUCCUGUCCAAAAUUAGUCUCCAGUGACGUCCUUUACGCUCCAGACAAACUGGACGAGGCUCAUUACCACGGCAUGUGUCCCCGCCUCUGCUUGGAGGACUUGAGACGAUGCUCACAAAGAGAUGAUGUAGUGUUAAUAUUGUGCAACAACAACAACUAAAGGUCAGUAGGAGGAGCCAAACAAGGACCGGGAGGUUGGAAAGCAACGGAGGAUAAAAUCUGUCGAUCACGCCCCCCAGUAAAAGCCUGCAGUGACGACACGCAGAUUAAUUCAGACAGCCUGAAACUGGAGGCUUAAAUGAGACGUUAAAUGUUAAUGUGGCUUUUUCUGGCAGAUCCAAGGUCGAGUUAGACCGACAGACAGACGAUAUAUCUAAAUAUAUAGCACAACCUUCGAAGAGGGGACAACGCUCUGCUGCACAAAAACCUAAAAUCAUUGCUGGGAUGUACAGUUGAAAGGGGCAAUAAUCGAUUGGGGAUGAAGUCGUUUUCUAUUGAUUGUGUCUGUUCUAUGUACAUGUACUGUAUGUGUUUGUGUGCACAUGCCUUCCCAUAGAGAUAAACAGGGUCAUGUUCCUCGGUUAGAGACUCAACGUCUCUGGUGAGCCAGUAGCGUGUACUAACAUAGCAGUGAGUGUUAUUGUGAUCUUGUCUCAGUCUAUACAACCCCAACAUCAAAUGAAGGUGGCUCCGGGAUCACUCAUCUGCUGAACAAAAAAGCCCCACGUCAUCGGACCUGGAAUCUACAAAGGGAAACCUGAGGCCGACCUCUGGAGCUGCACACACUGGAGAUAUACAAAGAAAAAUCAGAGAAAUGCAACUCCUUGAUGAUUCAUCCUUGAACUGCUAGCUACGCAAAAACCAAUCUCCCUGCAGCUACAACUCCAUUACCAGCAGCGAGACUUCAGUCUUAGAAACCGUCACCAAGUAGGCAAAUAUUCUCGGAGGCGUCUUCAAGAGUCCAGCUGACAUUUGGAUAUCUUCUCUGAAAAGUUCUACUCUCCUCAAUCCCUCGUGUUCCGGUGGUUUGUCUCUCUCUGUCAGCCGAAUGCUCUUCUCAUCGUGCACUUCACUCACAACGCAGCUCGAUCCAUCCUGGGCCAACCUCUGACUGUUACUGUGUCCUCUGUAUAUAGGUAAUGCCGUUCAUGUGUUUUUAGACGUGCUCUCUCUGUAAAGUGAUUGAGGCCCCAUUGGAAGACGUACUGUAUGUGGGACAAUUUAUUGCUGUAUCUGUGUUUGAAUGGUUGUACUUUGAAGGUGUCAUCAUCCAGGGAUGGGAGGGGGGGUUGAUUUGAUGUUUGUAAUGUUUUUGUCCACCUAGAGGAGGAAGUGGGUGGGAAUUGGGGGCGGGAAUUGGGGCGGGGAGGGGGCAGGGGUAAACUAUCACAACUGGUCUAUACCAAGAGUGUCUUCAUCGAGGAAGUGGACAGGACAGGGUCUGUCCUCUUCGAAACAGGAACAUUUUUUUGCACCAAAGUCAUCAUCAAAGCGCAGCUUCUUCUUAUUCAAGGUCACUAUGGAUGGAUGAUAUCAGAACUCAGAAGGAUUUACGUUCUUUUAUGUUUCAAGACAAAGAAACUGUCUUUUUUUGCAUGAUUAAGUGUCGUCUUUUUAUUGGCUUGUGUGCCCGGUAAAAGCAUGACCAUUGUGUGAACUCUCACUUACCGGUGUGUUUGGAAAAUGUUGAGGAAAUUUCUCCAUGAGAUUUUUUACUUACCUCUUGACAUGAACAUUCAUUGACAUUCAUAAUCAACUGUUUUACAAUGUAGGGUCUGUAACUGUUUGAAGGCUGCCUCGCAUGCAGAAGUGCAACUUGCAAGUAACCCAUCAAACUUCAAACCAAGUUACUAUAACUGCAUCUUUGUAAAACACCAUGGAUGUCAAUGCCAGUUAUCACCUAGCUAGCUAGACAUUGCAGUCUUGUAAAAUCGCUCUUUAUUAAAGCGUUACUAUUUUCAA